Messenger RNA from Meriones unguiculatus (Mongolian gerbil), 3687 nucleotides. It is a transcript of the gene Gpatch11, whose product is annotated as G-patch domain containing 11. Bases 518 to 1297 code for a protein of 259 amino acids. Gene Ontology annotation, cellular component: kinetochore. Gene Ontology annotation, molecular function: nucleic acid binding. The record is from RefSeq and is a predicted model, not a curated record. Lineage: Eukaryota; Metazoa; Chordata; Mammalia; Rodentia; Muridae. The transcript is spliced from 12 exons.
CGCGCACUCCUCCCGCGCUUUUAACCCCUCCCGCCCAGGUCUCCAAGCGAAUCUGCUGUCAGAAAUAAGUGGGGUCGGGGGUCUGAGCGCCCCGCGGUAGUUGGACAGCGCUUGCGCGGCACGCGCUGGGCGGAGCUGGGUGGUAAAGCUGCAGUUUUAGGGAGCGCAGACACCCAGGAGGGUGAUUGACUGGUGUUGGUGCAGGUUGGCUGUGACUGGCCCGUCAAAACGUCCCUAACGCCCCAUCCGUGAGUGGUUGUUCUGUAAUUUAACGUCCUCUCCAGUAGUCAUUAACUUCCUCAAACAUUGUUAAUUGGUGAAGCUGUAAUGCCCAGGUACGAAGUUUCAGUGUGAUGAGAUAUGAAAAGCGAGCAAGAUCACGGAGACCUGUAUUCUUUGUGGUUGUCAACAACUUAGUUAGCCAGAUUGAGCCUCAAUUUUCCCAGCUGGAAAGUGGAACUGUCCGUAACUAGUGAGCUGUUCAUGAACUAGGUAGUAUUGCCAUCUGAAGUGGAUCAUGGCAGAAGAAGAGGACUACAUGUCGGAUUCCUUCAUUAACAUUCAAGAAGACAUCAGACCAGGCGUGCCAAUGCUGAGGCAGAUCCGAGCAGCCCGUCGAAAAGAAGAAAAGCAACAGGAAGCUAAUCUGAAAAAUAGGCAGAAGAGCGUGAAAGAAGAAGAACGGGAAAGACGCGACAUCGGGUUGAAGAGUGCACUAGGCUGUGAAAACAAAGGAUUCGCUUUGCUCCAGAAGAUGGGCUAUAAGAGCGGCCAGGCUCUGGGCAAGAGUGGAGCUGGUAUUGUUGAACCAAUUCCUCUCAAUGUCAAAACAGGAAAAAGCGGCAUAGGUCACGAGUCAUUAUUAAAGCGGAAAGCAGAGGAAAGGCUAGAAAACUACAAGAGAAAAAUUCACAUGAAAAACCAAAAUGAAGAAAAGGCUGCUGAGCAGUUUCGGAUGCGACUGAAAAACAAGCAAGAUGAAAUGAGGCUUGAAGGAGACCUGAGAAGAAGCCAGCGAGCUUGCCAGCAGCUUGAUGCCCAGAAGAAUAUUCAGGUUCCCAGGGAGGCAUGGUACUGGCUAAGGCCUGAAGAAGACACUGAAGAAGAGGAGGUGGAGGAAGAACAGGAUGAAGAUGAAUACACGAGUGAAGAUUUGAGUGUGCUGGAAAAACUGCAGAUCCUCACGGGCUACUUACGAGAAGAACAUCUGUAUUGCAUUUGGUGUGGGACAGCCUAUGAAGAUAAAGAAGACUUAUCUUCCAAUUGCCCAGGACCAACCUCUGCAGAUCAUGACUGAGAUUAUUCCCAAUAAAAUAAAACCAUGUAUGCAGUUCUGCCCUCUUACUUUUUACCUACCCCCCCAAUAAACUUUCUGCCUUCUUUCUUUCCUUCUCUUUCUUUCUUUCUUUUUUUUUUUUUUAAACAUAAUGAAACCUAUACACCCAAAGAAGAUAAACAUGAAAGAGGACCCGGGUAAAGUGAUCAAUCCUCACUUAGAAAGACAAAUGGGAGGUGCAUUGGACGUAGAAGAAAACAUGUAACAGGACAGGAGCCUACCGCAGAGGGCCUCUGAAAGACUCUACAUCGCAGUUAUCAAAGCUGAUACAAAGACUCAACCAAAUCUUUGGCAGAAUGCAGGGAACCGUAUGAAAGAAGAGGGAGUUAGUAUGACGUGGAAAGGAUAGGAGCUCCACAAGGACCAAAUAUAUCUGGGCACAAGGGUCUUUUCUGAGACUGACACUCCACCAAGGACCAUGUAUGGAUUUAACCUAGAACCUCUGCUUGGAUAUAGCCCGUGGUAGCUCAGUAACCAAUUGGUUUCCCAUAGUAAGAGGAACAGGGACUAUUUCUAACAGGAACUCAAUGGCAGGCUCUUUGACCGCCCCACUCCCCACGGGAGGAACAGUCCUGCUAGGCCACAGAGGAGGACUUUGCAGCCAGUUCUGAAGAUACAUGAUAAAACAGGGUCAGAUGAAAGGGGAGAAGGUCCUCCCCAAUCAGUGGACUUGGAAAGGGGCAGGGAGGAGAUGAAGGAAGGAGGGUUUGGGAGGGAGGGAGGGAGCGGGAUACAGCUGGGAUACAGAGUUAAUAAAAUAUAACUAAUAAUAAAAAUUUAAAAAAAGGAAUCUGUUAAUGAAUGUGUGUUUCCUUUGAGGUGACAAAAAUGUUUUAAAAAUGAGUAUAGUAUUGAUGCAACUCCAAAGAGAAUAAACUUAAAUUGUGGAUGCUGGGUAAAUGAAUUGUAUUCAGUAUGAAUUAUAACACACAACACUUUUACUACAUUUAUUUAAUUAGGUUAUAUGAUUGUGGGUAUGGGUGUAGGCAUGUGUACCAUAGGACAUGGGUUAAAGUCAAAGGACUACUUGUAUGAGUCAAUUCUUUCCUACCAUAUAGGUGCCAGGGAUUGAACUCAGGUUGUCAGGCUUGGUUGCAGGUACCUUUCUUUACCUAAGUCAUCUCACUGUCCCUAAAACUUCUUGUUUGUUUAAAUUGAGGGGAAUUUCUGAUACAAGCAAUGGGAAAGAAUAUGAGCACCAGAGUAUGUUCAGGGAAAACUGCAGGACUGUGUAGCCUGGCCUUACUCUGGUAUCAGUCCUAAUCAAGCAUAGGACUCAUGAUGGCAUUUUCUGGGAACGUGGCUGCCAAUUCUCAAUUUAAGUUUCUGGCCUCCAAAACUUCAGUAAGUGUAUAUAAUGUAAAUGACCAAGCCUGUGGUAAAAUAUUACAACUAUAGGAAAUUAAAAUACACAUCUAAGUUAGCACGGGUAAGGCUCCAGAAGCACUUUGUUUGCCUCGCAGAACUACUACAGUGCUCAGUUAGAAUGAAGCCAGAACUGGUGUAGCUACAGCCGUCUGACCAUGGGGACACCAGGAAGCACUUCCUGAGUGGAGGACAUUCUGCAGACGGAUGACCAGUUCCUCAAACAAAUGUUGAGAGAACAGAAAACACAGGGAGUGUGCUACAGAGUAAAAGUCAACCAAAUGAAACCUUGGAUCCUCCUGUUUAUAAACAACUAUCUACAAAAGACAGUUUUGAGAAUAUAAAAUUGAAUCCAGACUAAUUAUAUGAUAAUUAUAUUUCUGUUUGUCUGAGUAGCAGUGAUGUGUGAUUUUGUUAAUAUUUCAAAGUACUUGUUCAUAUAAGUCAACUUUUAAGUAUUUGCAACUGAAACACUAUAAUGCGUAAGAGUAACUUUAAAAUUUUCCAGCCAAAGAAACAAAAAGGAAGGGGUAGAUGUCACAGCAAAGGUAAAAUAUUCUCUGUUAAAGCUGCACAAUGGCACAUACAAUCUCAUUAUUCUUGUAUAUGUUUGAAGACAAAAAAUAUAUGUAAUAGUUAAUCUUGAAUGAAAAUAUUUUGUCUUAAUAAAAUGUUAAUGUGCCAGAGAACCUCAAGUUAUGGUGAACAUUCAAGUGGGGAUGCAUGUUGUAAGUCUUUGCCUAUUGAGCCUGCAGGUGUGUUUUUAAUAGAAAUUAUAUAUUUGGUCUGUGAUAAAAAUUUCUUAGGUCUGUUUCUAGUGAUUCAACUAGUUGUUUGUUUGUUUGUUUCAAAACUGCUCCUGAAAUUAGCAAUUGAGGUCCUGCUCUGCCCCACUGUUACUCUGAUUAAGAAAAUACUUGUUAUUUCCUGGUUUGUAGAAACAGAAGAUAUAUCCGCAGAAGUAAAUAAAAGAUGCUAAGAAAUAA